Molecule: messenger RNA, 6276 nt
Organism: Marmota flaviventris (yellow-bellied marmot)
Lineage: Eukaryota; Metazoa; Chordata; Mammalia; Rodentia; Sciuridae
Source: RefSeq, a predicted model, not a curated record
AUGUUGCUACUGGUCUUUGAAAGUGAUACUGUUAAUAUUGGGGAUGUAUCCUAUAAGUUGAGAACUCCUAAGAACCCAGAACUUGUGCCACAGAACUACAUUUCAGACCCUCCGACUCAAUCUGUAGUUCAGCAUCUAAGAUGGAUAAUGCAGAAGGAUCUUUUGGGGCAAGAUGUCUUUCUGAUAGGACCACCUGGACCUCUUCGACGCUCUAUUGCCAUGCAAUACUUGGAGCUAACCAAACGGGAGGUUGAAUACAUUGCCCUGUCAAGGGACACCACUGAAACUGAUCUCAAGCAGCGAAGAGAGAUCCGUGCAGGCACGGCUUUUUACAUUGAUCAGUGUGCAGUUCGUGCUGCCACAGAAGGCAGAAUUCUCAUUUUGGAAGGCUUGGAAAAGGCCGAGAGGAAUGUUCUGCCUGUAUUGAACAACUUACUGGAAAACAGGGAGAUGCAGCUUGAAGAUGGACGCUUCCUGAUGUCUGCUGAGCAUUACGACAAACUUCUGCAAGAUCAUACUAAAGCAGAGUUGGAUGCUUGGAAGAUUGUCCGAGUUAGUGAAAAUUUCCGAGUGAUUGCCUUGGGCUUGCCAGUGCCCAGAUAUUCUGGGAAUCCAUUAGAUCCCCCUCUUCGUUCUCGAUUUCAAGCCAGAGAUAUUUAUUUUCUACCCUUCAAGGAUCAACUUAAUGUAUUAUAUUCAGUUGGAGCCAAUGUUUCAGCAGAGAAAGUUUCUCAGCUUUUGUCUUUUGCAACAACUGUCUGUUCCCAAGAAUCUUUUGCUCUUGGACUUCCAGAUUUUCCUUUAGAUAGUUUACCAGCUGCAGUUCAAAUCCUGGAUUCCUUUCCUAUGAUGUCAAUUAAACACGCAAUCCAGUGGCUUUAUCCAUACACUAUUUUAUUAGGACAUGAAGGGAAGAUGGCUGUUGAAGGUGUUUUAAAACGUUUUGAACUCCAAGAUUCAGGAAGCUCUCUGCUUCCUAAAGAGAUUGUUAAAGUGGAGAGAAUGACUGAAAACCAUGUCUCCCAUGCUUGUGUGACUAUUCAAAUUGCAGGACAAGAGGUUACCAUUAAGGUGCCAGCUGGGAUCAGACCAUUUGGUCAAUCUUGUGCAUCAGACCAAUUCAUACGGACUUUAAGUCAUAAGCAGCUACUGGCUGAAAUGAUGCAAUCUCAUAUGGUUAAGGACAUAUGUUUAAUUGGGGGAAAGGGUUGUGGAAAAACAGUCAUUGCCAAGAACUUUGCUGAUACCUUAGGAUACAACAUAGAACCCAUUAUGCUAUAUCAGGAUAUGACAGCUCGUGAUCUGCUCCAGCAGAGAUACACACUUCCAAAUGGAGACACUGCCUGGAGGUCCUCACCCCUUGUGACUGCUGCUCUGGAAGGCAAGCUGGUCUUGUUGGAUGGCAUUCACCGGGUCAAUGCUGGCACACUUGCUGUAUUGCAGAGGUUGAUCCAUGACCGAGAGCUUAGCCUCUACGAUGGUUCUAGGCUGCUGAGGAAAGACAGAUAUAUGCGUUUGAAACAAGAGCUGCAAAUGUCUGAUGAGCAGCUACAGAAGAGAUCCAUUUUUCCUAUACACCCUUCCUUCAGAAUCAUUGCCUUGGCAGAGCCCCCUGUUAUUGGAAGCACAACACAGCAGUGGCUGGGACCAGAAUUCUUGACCAUGUUCUUUUUCCAUUACAUGAAACCCCUUGUCAAAAGUGAAGAAAUACAAGUGAUUAAGGAAAUGGUCCCAAAUAUUCCUCAGGAAGCCUUGAAUAAAUUGUUAUCAUUUACACACAAACUCAGAGAGACCCGGGAUCCAACGGCACAGUCCUUGGCAGCAUCACUUUCUACUCGACAAUUGUUGCGGAUUUCUCGUCGGCUGUCACAGUAUCCUAAUGAAAAUCUUCACAAUGCUAUUACAAAAGCUUGUCUUUCCAGGUUCUUACCAAGCCUUGCUAGGUCAGCUUUAGAGAAAAAUCUGGCAGAUGCUGCAAUAGAAAUAACUACCAAUGACAAUCUGGAACCAGACCUGGAGGAUUACAAAUGUGAAGUGGUAUCUGGAUCACUGAGGAUUGGUACUAUUAGUGCACCAAUAUAUAAUACCCAUGAGAAAAUGAAAGUGCCUGAUGUUCUCUUCUAUGACAACAUUCAGCACAUGAUAGUGAUGGAAGACAUGCUCAAAGACUUUCUCCUUGGAGAACACUUAUUAUUGGUUGGUAACCAGGGUGUAGGAAAAAACAAGAUUGUUGACAGAUUUCUUCACCUGCUCAACAGACCACGAGAAUAUAUCCAACUUCACAGGGACACCACAGUACAAACGCUUACUCUUCAGCCUUCAGUUAAAGAUGGACUGAUUGUGUAUGAAGACUCACCUUUGGUUAAAGCAAUAAAGAUGGGUCAUGUUCUGGUUAUAGAUGAAGCAGACAAAGCCCCAACAAAUGUCACCUGUAUUUUGAAAACUCUAGUAGAAAAUGGAGAAAUGAUUCUAGCAGAUGGAAGACGCAUUGUAGCAAAUUCUGCCAAUGUGGAUGGACGAGAAAAUGUUAUAGUGAUUCAUCCUGAUUUUAGGAUGAUUGUUCUAGCCAACAGACCUGGAUUUCCUUUCUUAGGCAAUGAUUUCUUUGGCACCUUAGGUGACAUUUUUAGCUGCCAUGCAGUUGACAACCCCAAACCCCACUCAGAACUUGAGAUGCUCAAACAGUAUGGACCAAACGUGCCUGAGCCCAUCCUUCAGAAGCUUGUGGCUGCCUUUGGGGAGCUGAGGAAUUUGGCUGACCAGGGCAUUAUUAGCUAUCCUUAUUCCACCAGGGAAGUAGUAAACAUCGUCAAACACUUACAGAAAUUCCCCACUGAAGGUCUUUCCAGUGUGGUUCGGAAUGUGUUUGACUUUGAUUCCUACAACAAGGACAUGAGGGAGAUUUUGAUUAACACUUUACACAAAUAUGGGAUACCUAUUGGAGCAAAACCUACCAAUGUGCAGCUGGCAAAGGAGUUGCCUCUACCAGAGCAGACAUUCAUGGGUUACUGGACGAUUGGUCAGGCAAGAAAUGGAAUGCAAAAACUCCUGUGUCCAGCAGAAACUCAUCAGAUAGACAUAAAGGGUCCAGUGUUUAUGAACAUACAGAAGUAUCCAAUAGAAAGACAUGAAAAGAGAUCCCUAAACUUUACUGAAGAAUGUGUCUCCUGGAGAUUACCACUGGAUGAAAUUAAUUUAAUUUGUGACAUUGCUACAUCAUGUGAAAAUGAGGAAAAUACUCUGUAUAUAACUACAUGCAAUCCUGUUUCCUUAUACUUUAUGAAUAUGACUGGGGAAAGUGGCUUCUUUGUGGACUUAUAUGACAUCUUCCCAAGAACUGCCAGUGGACUUUGGCACCCAUUUGUGACAGUGGCACCACUGGGAAGUCCUCUCCAGGGUCAAGUUAUUCUCCACGAAGAACAGAGUAAUGUCAUCCUCUUAUUAGAUACCACUGGCCAGGUCCUUCGUCGUCUCAUCCUUCCUUUAGAAGAGGUAGCAUCUGAGAAAUCUUCCUGGUGGAGCAAGGAGGAAAAAGAAAAUUAUAAAAUGUGUAAAGAAUUUUCACACAAAAACUGGCUAGUAUUCUACAAAGAAAAAGGGAACAGAUUGACUGUACUGGAUGUUUUGGAAGGGCGAGCUCAUACCAUCUCACUUCCCAUCAACCUCGAGAGAGUUUUCCUUGUAGCAGAGGACAAAUGGCUUCUGGUGGAAAGUGAAACAAAUCAAAAAUAUCUUUUAACUAAACCUGCACACAUUGAAUCUGAGAACAGUGGGGUUUGCCAGUUGUAUAUGUUGAAAGAGGAGCUGCCUAGCACAGGGUUUGGAAUUACACAAGAAAUGGAGGUCAGCAUACCUCAUAAAAUUUCAAGUGAUCAACUAUCAUCUGAAAAUCUGAGUUCAGCUGUAGGACAAAAGAUCGCCUCUCCCAACCGAAUUUUCUCAGAUGAGAACAAUUAUGCUGCCAUAGUGGUUGGCUUCCCAGAUCUCAUGUCACCCAGUGAAGUUUAUUCUUGGAAGAGGCCAUCAUCUUUGCAUAAACCCAGUGUCACUGAUACAGCAUUUUAUGGAGGAAAGAAGAAGAAGGGGGCUCCAAGACAGAGAAAUUGUGUGACUCUUUUAGAUACUAAUCUGGUAGUCAGGAUUUUGCCCCCAGGAGAAGUCCCUCUAAAAGAUAUCUACCCAAAAGGUGUUACACCCCCACAGACAGCUGGUUAUAUAGAAGUCACUGAUCUGCACUCAAAAAAACUCCGAUAUAUCCCUAUUCCCAGUUCAGAAUCUCUCUCACCAUAUACUACAUGGCUAUCUACUAUUUCGGACACAGAUGCACUGCUGGCAGAGUGGGACAAAAGUGGCGUUGUUACUGUUGAUAUGGGAGGUCACAUCAGGCUUUGGGAAACUGGACUUGAACAUCUGCAGCGAUCACUCAUGGAAUGGAGAAACAUGAUUGGGCAAGAAAGUGACAGACAUAUGCAGAUAACAAUCAACAGAGACAGUGGAGAAGACGUGAGCUCCCCUAAACACGGGAAGGAGGACCCAGACAACAUGCCCCAUGUGGGUGGCAAUACUUGGGCUGGUGGAACAGGAGGAAGAGACACUGCAGGUCUGGGGGGAAAAGGAGGUCCUUAUCGGCUGGAUGCAGGUCACACAGUGUACCAGAUCUCUGAUGCUGAGAAGGAUGCCGUUCCUGAGGAGGUCAAGAGAGCUGCAAGAGAGAUGGGCCAGAGAGCAUUUCAACAGAGAAGAAAUUAUUUCAGUUUUUCUCCAUCCAGAGUAGUGUUGCCCUUGGGUUUUGUUAUACAUAGUAUUUUCAAUGUUGAGGCUAAAGGUAAAGAAAGGCAGUGGCUAAAACACCAAGCUACUGGAGAACUAGAUGAUGCCAAGAUCAUUGAUGGGCUGACUGGAGAGAAAACCAUCUACAAACGUCGGGGUGAGCUGGAGCCACAACUGGGGAGCCCACAAGAGAAACCCAAGCGUCUGCGCCUGGUGGUAGAUGUGUCUGGCAGCAUGUAUCGCUUCAAUGGAGUGGAUGGCCGGCUUGAGCGCUCAAUGGAGGCCGUGUGUAUGGUCAUGGAAGCUUUUGAGAACUAUGAGGAGAAAUUCAAGUAUGACAUCGCUGGACACUCUGGAGAUGACUACAAUAUUGCACUAGUUUCAAUUAACAAAAUCCCCAAGAACAACAAACAAAGACUAGAAAUUCUAAAGACAAUGCAUGCCCACUCUCAGUUCUGCAUGAGUGGAGACCACACAUUAAUGGGGACAGAACAUGCUAUCAAGGAAAUUGUCAAAGAAGAGGCUGAUGAAUACUUUGUCAUAGUCUUAAGUGAUGCAAAUCUGUCACGAUAUGGAAUAAAACCUGCCACAUUUGCCCAAAUCCUUACAAGUGACCCUCAAGUAAAUGCUUUUGCCAUUUUUAUUGGAUCAUUGGGUGAUCAAGCAACCAGGCUCCAGAAAACUUUACCAGCUGGCAGGUCUUUCAUUGCCAUGGAUACCAAGGACAUCCCUCAGAUUUUACAACAGAUCUUCACCUCCACAAUGUUGUCAACUGUUUAAGAAAUGCCCUCCACUGCAUAACGACCCCAGGAUUUAAAACAAGAAAAAGGAAUGUUCUAAAGAGAAGACAUCUAUAAAGCAAACCCAUGCAAUGACAAUAUAAUUCUAGCAUUGCUUGCUUCUUCCUACACUGACUCCAUAAUCAGGAUUCAGAAAAGCAGCCAGAAGCAGACUUGUGCCUGUAAAUCUCCAGCCACUGAUGGGUUUAGAAAUCCUCAGUGGGAGAAGUUGACCUUCAUAUAAUGCAAGGUCGUGGUUAAAGGAAAUUGGCAUGAGAACUACAGUGUUUGGACUGUUUCAAAAACCUGAGAGGUAAAGAAUCCUUGCUUUUGCCUUAACACAUCAUCCGUCACCUAAGAUAAGAGAAAAAACACCAUCACACUGAAACUCUGAGACCAUGGUCUGACAUUGGGAUCAAGUCUGUGCAAACCCCACCCAACAUGCUGCUGUCUCAUAAUUAUUUUUAUUUUCUCCCUCCUCUGGAUUGUCUAGCAAACAAUAGUUUUAUAGUAUUUAACCCACUGAAAAGACCUUCCAACAGCAAUAUUUUAUAAAAAGUUGGAUUUUCUCAGUAAUUCCAUUUUCUUGGCCAAAGCCAAAAGAAAUCAGGAGAUCCUUAGAAUGCUUGAUUUCCUAGGUGACUUUUAAAAGGCUCUUUGAAUAAUAAAGAACAAAUGUCCUGUUCUCCCUGCCACCACAUGGAAGAAUAAAGAUAUCUUGUAUGAA